Messenger RNA from Hirsutella rhossiliensis, 2055 nucleotides. RefSeq names its product pyridine nucleotide-disulfide oxidoreductase domain-containing protein. The transcript is spliced from 2 exons. Gene Ontology annotation, molecular function: NADH dehydrogenase activity; calcium ion binding. The record is from RefSeq and is a predicted model, not a curated record. The coding region runs from base 1 to 2055 and encodes 684 amino acids. Lineage: Eukaryota; Fungi; Ascomycota; Sordariomycetes; Hypocreales; Ophiocordycipitaceae.
AUGCGGGCACCGUUGCCUGCGCCCACGGCGGCGCUCCGUCUUGCCGCCCGUGGAGCCAAUACACGCCGGCUGGGCUCUGCCUUCGCCGCGCAAUCGAGAUGCCUUUCCCAGACAGCCGGCGCCUCAUUGCGGCCGACCACAAACCCCUCGCGAGCGAUGCGCAAGCAGCCGUCGGCGGUCCUUGGCCAUGUGCGUGCCAUCUCAGGGAAGCCGCUUCCGCAGGCCAACUCGUGGGUCCUCAACUUUGCCUACCGGGCCGCUGCCUGGGUCGGCUCGUCCAUCACCGUCGUCGGCAUCGGCGUCUUUGCCUUUUUCCUCUACGACGCCAGCACAUACAAGGAGCACGCCGUCCACGGCGACAUCGACGUCUCGCGCCUUGCCCUGCAGCCCCGUCGCGGCGGUCCCAAGAACCUCCCCAUCGCCGACGUCUUCAUCGACGACGACGACAGCGAGGCCAAGAAGCGGACAAAGAAUAAGCCCAAACUCGUCAUUCUGGGCGGUGGCUGGGGCGGCGUCGCCCUUCUCAAGGAGCUCAACCCCGACGACUAUCACGUCACCGUUAUAUCUCCCGCAAACUACUUUCUCUUCACGCCCAUGCUCCCGUCGGCCACAGUGGGAACCCUAGAACUGCGCUCCCUCGUCGAGCCCAUCCGUCGCAUCAUCAGCCGAGUCAGUGGCCACUUUAUCCGCGCCAAGGCAGAAGACGUCGAGUUCGCCCACAAGCUGGUCGAGGUCUCCCAGCUGGAUCAUCGCGGAAACGAGGUGCGCUUCUAUGUGCCGUACGACAAGCUUGUCAUCGCAGUCGGCUCUGUCACCAACCCGCACGGCGUCAAGGGACUGCAAAACGCCUUCUUCCUCAAGGACAUUGACGAUGCGCGCAAGAUCCGGAACCAGGUCAUACAAAACCUGGAACUCGCGUGUCUCCCAACAACACCAGACGACGAGCGCAAGCGGUUGCUCUCCUUUGUCGUUAGCGGCGGUGGUCCCACGGGCGUCGAGUUCGCGGCCGAAUUGUUCGAUCUCUUGAACGAGGACCUGACGCGGCACUUUCCCCGGCUCCUGAGGAACGAGAUAUCGGUCCACAUCAUCCAGAGUCGAAGCCACAUUCUCAACACGUACGACGAGACCGUCUCCAAGUAUGCCGAGGGUCGAUUUGCCCGCGACCAGGUCCAAGUCCUGACCAACUCGAGGGUCAAAGAGGUCCAGUCUGAUAAAAUAAUCUUCACGCAGAAGCAGGAUGACGGCAGCCUGGUGGAAAAGGAGCUUCCCAUUGGCUUCUGCCUGUGGUCGACCGGCGUCGCGCAGACCGCCCUCUGUCAGAAGCUGACCCACAGUCUUGGAAGCUUCCAGGGCAACCGCCACGCAAUCGAGACCGACACCCAGCUGCGAGUCAACGGGACACCGCUGGGCGAUGUGUACGCCAUUGGAGACUGCUCUACGGUCCAGAACAACGUUGCCGAUCACAUCAUCACCUUCUUGCGGACUUUGGCCUGGAAGCGCGGCAAGGAUCCCGAGACUCUCCAGUUGCACUUCAACGACUGGCGCCAGGUCGCUCAGGAUGUGAAGAAACGCUUCCCCCAGGCCGUCAACCACUUGAAGCGCCUAGACAAGUUAUUCCGCCAGUUUGACGCCGACCAAUCCGGCACCCUCGACUUUGGAGAGCUGCGGGAGCUCCUGACCCAGAUCGACAGCAAGCUGACGUCGCUGCCGGCGACGGCGCAGCGCGCGCAUCAGCAAGGCUGCUACCUGGCGCAGAAGUUCAACAAGCUGGCCCGCUUGGCAGAAGGCCUCGACGCAAAUGAUAUUCGCGACGGCGACGUUGAUGCGGCCGUGUACAAGGCCUUUGAGUACCACCACCUGGGCAGCCUUGCCUACAUUGGCAACUCUGCCGUCUUCGACUUGGGCGAGGGCUGGAGCAUCGCCGGCGGUCUGUGGGCCGUUUAUGCCUGGCGCUCCGUGUACUUUGCGCAGAGCGUGAGCUUCCGGACGCGGUCUCUCAUGGCCAUGGACUGGGCCAAGAGGGGUGUCUUUGGACGAGAUUUGAUGAGUUUCUAG